GCGUUGCGUGGUACGUUUGAAAAGAUUCAAUAAUAACAUAAGUUACACACUGAAAUAGGACGACUUAUGGUUUUAAAUAACUGGUUGAAUAAUUGCUUAGAUCCAUAACCGCUUUUUGGCAGUGGCAGUUAGUUAUAAACUAAUUGAACUAAAAAUUUGUGUGCGUUUCUUCACGGAAUGUACUCCAACGGCAGUCCCUGCCAAGUGUUCGAGUUGCUCAUUAGUUUUGGUUGUAUUACGUUAUUGUUCUAUUUUAUUACUUGCUUUUGUUCUUCAGAGUUCAUUUUAUGUAUCCACAGUAUGUAUUUUAUCCACGGGGUUUUAUUAUGGCUUUACUUACGCUGCCAUCAGUAUUCCUCCACUACACUUAGUACUUCCAGAGUAGAAGCAAAUCGGAUUUCGCACUUCAUUUUGAAGGUAAAGUGCAUCACCUCCAAGGCCAUGAUAACGUUCUUGAAACCAUAUGUCCCAUUCAAUCCACCGUACAUACACUUCCAAUGCUUUUAGAAGCGCUUUUGUAUCAUUUGGUAAUUGAAUUGAAUUAAGUCAGUGUCUGAUAUGUAUGGAGCUGAUGGAUUACAUUUUAUGGAAUGUUCUUCGUUGUUCACAUUCGUAUGACAAUAAGCCAGUAGUAUUCUCUCCAACACCGAAUAUCAUGUUCCAUACGUUAAGUACAAGUCAAUGAUAUCAUCCUUUUUAGUAAUCUUCGACAUGACGGUCGUUCUCAUUCAUGGCUUCAAACACUUCUAACAUCCAUUAAAUGUCCAUUAAUUUUUUAUCCAAUGAUCCAUCCUUGAGUGGCAUCACUUGGGAAAUGACUCCCUGGUAUUUUCACUAGGGUCACUAAAAGUUUAUGAAAGCGACGUAUUAAGGUGCUUUUCUGUCUGGUAAAAUAGCAUUUGCAACUCUUAGUUUAUCCAUAUUCUGAUGUUUUUACAAAAUGAAAACCAAAAAUUAGUAUAUCAGAGCAUUAAAACGGAAAUGGUAACUUAAUUCACUAUUACUAUAAGUCACUGUGCUUACCCUCUUCUGUAUAUUUGUAGUUGGUUCCCCAAAAAAUUAUUCUCUGUUCUCACAAGAGGUCUCACGGUUAAAGACAUUGUUUUUGACUGCUACUUCCAAAUAAUCGUUUAUUUGACUUCUCAAAGUCUAAUUCCUUUAUUUUGUUAUCUCUCCUGGACUAGAAUUUUUUUGACUAAUCGAUCAGGUUUACGGCAGACAGAUUUUCGAGUGAAAUCCAUCCAUCUAUUUGGCUAAGUAACAUCUUUUCAUAAUAGCUGAUAUCAUUUGGAGCUUCUCAAGACCACUUCUGUAUACCUCUAGAGUCGUCAUUAUAUUGUAGCCAUCAUUUCAUUCGUAAGUACGGAAUGAGCGGAAAGCGACUGAUAGUAUCUUAGCAGAAUAAGAAAUAUUACUGAGUCAAACUCUACAUCCGUAGUUUGAAUAGUUCAGACCCCAGUGACCCAUGCCUCCGGGUUUUGGAUUCUCUGCUAGCCUUUAUCUUUAACCCUCACGGAAAAAUCCAGACACUCUGUACACCGCGAAUACACUGUAGCUACAUACCCUGAAUCAUUAGUUGCAUAAUAAAUUAUUUCUUCUCGUGGAAGUAAGUCUUCCCUUCAUCAUGAGCAAACGUAGUUACUCUCUCGAGCUCAUCGGGAGUUCCUUACUGGUUUACAAUUCGGAUUUUAAAAUGUAAUCAAAUCCACGUUUUUAAGUCUGUUGUUGACUUGGAAUCUCGACGCGAUUGAUAUGUAUCGGAAGAGUAAUUUUCCCCCCCAACAUUGUUUUAUCUGCCAGGUUAUUUUCAUCCGGAUGCCAAUAUUCUGUCAUUUCAAGGGUUUCUUACGCUAAUAAAUGUCAUCGACAUCUCAAGGACCAAAUCUCGGUUUAGCUGCCAAACUGGUUGGGCGGAGCGUAUAUUCAGGUGGAGAUUUCGUCAACUGUGAAAUAACUUUUCCCGGGAAUUCGGAUAUAGUUAAAGAAGAAUAUAAAUGGUCACUUACUGGUAUUGUUGGCUGUAUCAUUGGUCAAUGUAAGUUGGACAAUAAGCAACUAACUACACAGAACCAGGCGUCCCCAAAAUCACUGUCAUUUAGUACUUCUGAGUGGAAAUAUAAUUGUGAACUAAACUUCGAUGCUGAAUCAUUAUUCAUUUCUACAUUGGAGUCAAAAAGUCAGUUAAUAUGUAUCAUCCCAAUGCAUGUGAAAUUUAUUCCAGAUAAUAGUCUCAAAGGACCUGUCAAUUUGUGUGCUUAUCUACCGUACAAUCUUUCACCUAGUAUUCGUGGCACGUUAUUUAAGUUCGCGUACAAGGUGGUUGUGGCAGUUCAAGUAAAAUAUCUGAACUCAGAUAUCAAGACACAUACUAUUCAGUUGCCUCUUCGUGUUUUACCUUCUUCAAUAAUGUAUCACAGUUUAAGACUUCAAGAAUGUAAUGGCAAGAAAGAAACAUACUCUCCCGAACUGUCAAAUCCGUUUUGGAUUCCAGAUACCAGAGAUAAAGACUCUUGUUUUAAUUUUGGCUUUGAUGGAGGCUUUUCCUUGCAAUCACAACAAGUCAACAGUUUUUUGUUUGAAGAUACGGAAACACAUACUAAUAAAUCGGUCGGUCAAAUAUAUUCCUCUUUGUCUCAUAAUGUUUCCCAGUGUGGAAACUCGAAUUGCUCAGAUCAUUCUCCAGAAAAAUCAAACGAAGUUUAUAUCUAUCCCAGUUCACAUAUGGAAUUAAUGAAUCUGUUAGCAUGUUCACCACCCGCUAACUUCGUGAUUUCUACUCCACGUGGUUAUGUUGGACGGUUAUCUUUCCAACGUACGUUAUACUGCUUAGGUGAUAUGGUACGGGGUUAUUUUGACUUUAAUGAAGCUGUUGUUAAAUGUCUUAGUUGUGUAAUACGACUUGAAAGUGAGGAAAGAUUUAUGCUUCACCAUGAAAAUCCUUUCCUCCUGCCAAACUGUAGAAUUAAAAGUAGAAGGAAUGAGGUUCAGAAUUGUUCUAUGGGAUGUCUACCUUUAACCAAAAUUGGUCAACCUUUAUGUACAAAUUUUCAACCUUUAGGCUCUACACAGCAUACUACAUGGACAGAUAUAAAAUUAUAUUGUACAUCUAAACUGUUAUUACCUUUUACAUUGCCUAUUCCAACAAAUAUAACGCCACAAUUUCAUUCUGUUAGUUUAACUAGUCCAUUUAUUUCCUUAGAUUAUCGAUGGCGUUUACACUUAGAGCUUGAUUUAAUAUCUGAUAGUAGUAAAAAUGAUUUGUUAGAUCAUUUUCAAGGUAAAUCAUGUGUAAAAAGAGCCUACGGUACGGUAUGGACAAUUCCACUUAAGUUAAAAACUGAAAAAUUUGUGUGGGAUAUACCAAUCCAGUUAGUACAUUCAAAUCCUUCUGUGAUAGAUAAUUUAAGUGAUUCACUGAAAUAUCCCGUUUGUAUAUCAGAUAUUUGACAUUUUUUCUUUAUAUAUAUAUUUAUAUUUUGACUUUUAUAGGUUUAUUUUUUAAAACUUUUACUUAUUAAAAAUGUAAUAUUUUGCGAAUAUGUAUAUGCUAUUUGUAUAGUAUCUCAAAUACUUCUAUAUCCUACCUAGUAUAAAUUGUUCUUAUGGGUGCAUAGCUGUAAUUUAUUUUGUUUAUAUAAAGUGAUAAAUUUGUCCAUUAAUACUAAUAAUUAUUUUUUUAAAAAUACACAAAUAUAUCUUUCUUUACUCUU
Messenger RNA from Schistosoma intercalatum, 3710 nucleotides. Lineage: Eukaryota; Metazoa; Platyhelminthes; Trematoda; Strigeidida; Schistosomatidae. The record is from the annotation of a GenBank genome assembly.